Molecule: messenger RNA, 1848 nt
Organism: Diospyros lotus (date-plum)
Lineage: Eukaryota; Viridiplantae; Streptophyta; Magnoliopsida; Ericales; Ebenaceae
Product: polycomb group protein EMBRYONIC FLOWER 2
Exons: 20
Coding region: 1-1848 (615 amino acids)
Cellular component (GO): nucleus
Molecular function (GO): chromatin DNA binding
Source: RefSeq, a predicted model, not a curated record
AUGCGCUGUGAAGACUCUCAUGUCCAUUCGUCUGCGGAGGAGGAAAUUGCUGCUGAAGAGAGCUUUUCGAGAUACUGCUUACCUGUUGAGUUCUACAAUAUUCUGAAAUGGCGUGCUACUAGAAAUCCACCAUAUCUUGAGAGAUGUUUGCUGUACAAAAGACAAGCGAAGCAAAAGAAAAGGAUCCAAAUGACAAUUGCCGUGGACACAGAAUGCGGUGGAUCACAAACUCAUAGCUUCUGUCCUAUGUUUGUGUUGUUGGCAAGGACAGUUUCUAACUCUGCUAUGAGAGAGGGAGAAUAUUCUACGCUUUAUUGCUUCAGGCAGGCACGCCUCGUUACUUCUCUUAGUGCUGGUGGUGCGAUGACUCGAGCUCAGGCAGAUUUUAUCCUUCCUGAGAUUAACAAACUAGCAGCGCAGCUCAAAUCUGAACCUCUUGCUAUUUUGUUUGUGAGUUGUGCCGAAGUGGCCAAUUCUCUGAAUGCCAUUGGUCCAACUGAGAACCAGAAUAUUACAACUUUUCCAUCAAAUUUUGAAGGGCACUGCUUAUUGGGCAAGAUAUCAAUGCAAUCACUUCAUUUGACAUUGGAGAAGUCUCUAAACUUGAACGUAGGGGAGAGAGCUGAUGUGGUGUCAACUGUUCAUAUGCACUCUUGUUUCAUGAAGUUCAGUGGUAUGGAUGGCGAUAAGCAUAUUGCAGUUUGGACUCCUUCUAGUUCUGGAACUCUGGAUACACCAAAGCAAGUGGAAGUCAUAAUUUGUGCAAAAGAGGCCGGGCCAAAAGAAAAAUCACAUUAUGAUUUGUACUCUUAUAAUAAGGACAUUGCUAUGUCGUCAUUCAUCCGAAUAAUAAAGUUGAGAACUGGCAAUGUCCUUUUCAACUACAGCUACUAUAAUAAUAAAUUGCACAAAACUGAAGUGACAGAAGAUUUCUCCUGCCCGUUCUGCUUAGUAAAAUGUGCUAGCUUUAAGGGUCUUGAAUGCCACUUGUCCUCAUCACAUGACCUUCUCAAAUAUGAGUUUUGGGUCAGUGAACAUCAGCAGGUUGUGAACGUAAGUCUUAAGCCUGAUAUAAAGCGUCUUGAGCAAUCGACGAACUUCAAGGCAAGACUGAUGGUACAUGCUUUUCUUAUGGCUCUAUCAUCAGAUGGUGCUGACCGGUACUGUUCAGAAUGUAAUAAACCCAAUGCUAAUGUCACAGGCACUCCUACGGGUAUUGCUCACUCUCAUGGAGAUCCUGAAUGUAUUCAAUCAAUAUCUGGAGGGGAAUCCUCACUUUCUACCAGGCUAAAACAAUGUGGAAGCAUGAGAAAGUCAUCAAUGGGAUGUUUUGACCCUAGAAACCGAGCCCUUCUGGAGAAGCGACAAUUCUUUCACUCGCGAAAAUUACAGCCAAUGGCAUUGGAGGACGUCAUUUCAGAUCACGAUAGUGAGGAUGAAGUUGAUCAUGAUAUUGAAGAUCUUGAAGAUUGUAAGAUGUUGCAGACAUUUGACUUUACGGAUGUUACUGAAGAAGAGACGCAAAUAGUGCUUCUUUGGAACUCAUUUGUCAGGAGGCAAAGAGUGCUGGUAGAUGGUCACGUUCCUUGGGCAUGUGAGGCAUUUACUAAGUUGCACAGUCAAAAACUUGUCAGGGAGCCAUCACUGCUUUGGUCGUGGAGAUUAUUCAUGAUCAAACUCUGGAAUCAUUCUCUCCUCGAUGCACAAACCAUGAACAACUGCAACAUAAUUAUUGAAAAACUUCAAAACAAAGGAGAUGUAUUGAUCGAUGAAGACAAAGAAGAAGAAGAAGAAGAAGACAUAAUCCAAAGCGAACACGCUGAUCGCCUAAAGAAUCAAAACAAGUGA